AUGGAAGUGAAAAUGCAGCACAGAUCCCGCGUUCACGUGUUCCAGAUACAGGUCAAAGCGCUGAUCAAAACGCUGAAAUGUCUACAGUCGGACGAUAAAUACCAAGCGCUACUGUUUCUCAUUUCGGCCAUCAAGCUGUACGUGAAAAUCCUGUACACUGACUGCCAGGAGCGUAUCUACAAACCAUCAAUACUCAGAGAGCUGCACAAUAUCGAGAAUGUGAUCGUGGUGAACCUGCUCAAAUCGCGAAGUGCGGCCGCGUCCGGGUCGUCGUCGGUGGCCACGGGCCACAGCACCAGCUCGUCGUCGUUUGCGGCGGGCGGUAAAGCAUCCUGCCUCGACAUCAGUAGCACAAGUGUACGCAGCGCGGACCUAUCGAUCGGUGGUGAUGGGUUGCUGCUGCUGAUGCGACAACAGCAGCAGAACAGCAGCGCGCCACUAGCUCCUUGGGAUCUGCGGGGGAAACUAUUGCGCGGCAACCUGUUCGAUGGACUGUCACUGACGACGACAGGUGGUGCUAGAGGUGCUAGUGGUUUGUUGCCGACAGGUGGUGGCCGACAAAAGUGGUUAGGCAACGUACGAAUGAACCGGGCGCUGGUCCGCCUGAUAGCGAGCCAUGAUUUUAAGUUGCUAUUUAACAUGUUCGAGCAGAGUAUCUUUCCGACGUGGAAGAUCUACAAGAAUGAGCAAAUUUUCGUUCGUAAACGGCCCGCGCUCACGACUGUAACCGUGCGCACCUCGCUGCCCGCCCUCUGUUACGAAGGCGGACUGUCGCACUCACCUCCGGCGACGUACAUCAAGAAAGAAGAGUUUGACUUUGAUCCACCCUACUCGAUGGCGGACGAUCACUGCUUCGAAGAAAUCAAGGAGGAGGACGAGGAUCUGCUACUGAUGAAGGAGGAAGACUCGAUCGACAACUCGAACGAAAUUUUCUCCGAGGAGGAAUCGUCCACCAACAACACCUCGCUGAUGCUUUCCUCCGACACAAAUACGCUCGAUACCAACGACUCGAGCAUGGUUUCACACGAACGGAACAAGGAACAGGUCUACCAGUGCUUACUGUGUGAUAAAAGUUAUAGGAAAAGGAAAUCUCUCGUCAUCCAUUUUAGCCACCACCCAGGCUUCUGUCCCGAUUGUGGCAAACAACGCGGGGUCACGUCGGAGGAAAUUGUGGAACAUAAUCGGAUGUAUCACAAAAACCGGCCACACAUAUGCGAACACUGUGGCGAAACGUUUACGCGGAACCAACAGUACCAGAUUCACGUGGAGGGUCAUUUCAUCAGCAAGGCGAGGGUAGCGGAGCAAAAUUGCAAAAAAACCCACAAGUACAGCUGCAAGACUUGCAGUAUCGUUUUCAACAAUCAGAAAUAUCUCGAAAAGCACAUCCAAAAAACGAACCACCAGGCGGAGGGUUUGGUGUGCGACAUUUGCGGUGCAAUAUUCUGUAACAGUAUCAAGCUGAGCCAGCACGUUACCCGUUCGCACAACAAUGUGUUCACGCAAAAAACGAGUCUCGAGCAAAGUUUGUUGCUGCAGGGAACGAGUGUGGCGGAGAAAAACUAUCCCUGCGAUCAAUGUGGUGCUUCAUUUCUGUCGCAGCCUUCGCUGCGAGAACAUAUAAAAAUUGCCCAUCCGGUUCCGGAAAAUAAAUUCGAGUGUAACAUCUGCAACAAGGUUUUCGCUGCCAAGCGGUCCCUAAAACGCCAUAAACUUUGCCAUUCAAAUGAAAGAGCCUUCCACUGUACGGUGGAGAACUGUAAGGAAACGUACAAAAACCAAUCCCAUCUGGCACGCCACAUGAAAGCGGCGCACCAAAUCGACCCGCCAUCGAAGCGCCUACAGAAGGCAAAAGCGGUGGCUGCAGCGCUUGCCACUUCCUCUGCGUCCGUACCCGAACCGCUCACCAGUGGUGACCUUUUCGGGGGCCACACCGCUGACGCUCAGAUGGGUGGAUCGUGCGACUCGAUAAAGGCGACGAGUACAUUGAAAAAAUCACUCGGUAGCAGCGAAAAAUCUCUCGGUGACAGUAGCACUAACUUCAGUGACAAUAUGUCCGCGUUUAAUUACGAGUUUUCGGACACGACCGGCGGUACAUCGACGCCAGCAAUACCGACGCUCGAGCAGAAUAUGCUUCCGUCGACCGGUAUUAUGGGAUCGGGUCCUGGUGCUGGUGCAUCGAUAGCCAGUAGUCGCACUGCAGCUUUAACGUGUACGGUGCCCGGUCAAGGCGGUGCUUUCAAUGAUCCGACAAUAAGUUUCGCCAACAGUGGAAACAGCGGCAACAAGCAGCAAGUUUCGCAGCAGCAGCAGCAGCACAUCGGAUGGCAGAAUCUCGAGUUUAGCUCCGGGACGCAUCGACCAGGAAUCCCGACUGGUGCUGGCGCUGGUGGCAUGCCUCCAAUGGACCCGUUGGCGAUAGGUCCGGGAAGCUUUAUGGACGGGACGCCACAUCACCAGCAAUCGCCCCACCAUCAACAUCACCAUCCUCACCACCAACAGCUUCACCACGGUGGAAAUGCAAUGACCGGAGCACCAAGUGCUAGCAGCGGUUUUAUGGUCUCCAGCGGUCCGAGAAGAUUCCCUCUUCCCGAGAGCAAUUUCAUCUGUGAGCACUGUGAUGAGACGAACUUCAUCAAUGCUCAACAGUUUCAGCUGCACCUUCAGGACCACUUUGCUGGCAAGGAGGGCAAAGAGCAUGCCAACAAGAAACUCCAACGGUUAAACUGUAAAACAUGUAGUCUGGUGUUUGCUACUGGAGCCCAGCUCGAUCGGCACAUUCAAAAGACGAACCAUCACACCGAAUGCAUCGCAUGUGAGAUUUGUAGUGCAAUAUUCAACUCUAAUUUAAAGGUUUACCAGCAUAUGCUGAAAUGUCACAAAAAUGACGUAUGGUUCGCCUGUGAACAGUGCUCAAAGGUUUUCAUCAUGAAACAAGACUAUGACAAACAUCAGCUGGUGCAUCAGACGGUCACGGACCGGUCGAUCAUCUGUGAGCACUGUGCCUCAUCCUUCCUUACGCAGGAAGCACUGAAGGAACAUAUCAAAAUAGCACAUUCGAUGGACAAAAAAUACAAAUGCCCUAUUUGCAAUAAGCUGUUCGCUGCACGGCGCUCACUGAAACGCCAUAAGCUGUGUCAUGAGGAGGAAGCUGCAUUCCGCUGUUCGGCCGAAGGCUGCAGUGAAGCGUUCCGCACGGCAGGUAAUCUGGCCAAGCACAAAAAGAUGGCCCAUCCGGCAGGCCUCGCACCGGCGGCAGCAAGUGUCGCUGCGUCCAUCGAUCCGAUUGGCGAUAAAAUGGUCGUCGGAGGUGCAAUGGGUCAGGGUACAAGUAAACUUCCAAGCGGACUAGCAACACCGAUGGCAGGAACCGUUGGCGCUGCGGUGGGGGUUAUUGGCGGCCCCAAUGCCUCACCGGUGGCCACAAACGUUGGUGCGAUGAAAACGCUCGAAAAGUCCCACCCGGAGAUGAUGGCACGAAGCGGCACGGGAUCGGGCAUCAUGUCCCCGGUGGGUCCGGGCGGAAGUGGCAAUGUCGGUAUGAUGGGUCUGGCCGGGCCAUCCGGUGGCAUGAUGACCAGUGCAUUAGGGACCGGUGGCCCAGGAUUAAAAGGUGAACGAUCGUCCGCUGGCAAUAUGAUGGUACCUCCUUCAAGAACGUCCAGUGCUGGAAGCAAUGCAGGCGGAAUGAGUGGCAACAACCCGUCCGUGGGCAAUACAACCAUGCUUUACAAUCCGUACGAAGCCAUGCACUACAAUAGCAGCGUCCUAGGUCCGCCUGUUCCUCAACAUCAUCCGCGCUAUCCGCAGCCAACACACUCACUCCAUCACUCACCAUCACAGUUUGGUGCUAUGACAAACCCCGGCACCGUUGCGACUGCUGUCUCCAUGCACUACGGUUCUCCAGGUCACGGCUUACGAACUGUUUCGAGUGGUGCCGGUUCGGGAACAAAUACUGAACAGCAGCAAGCUGUCUCAGGCUAUCGGAUAACCGACCCUUCUGCUAACGCUGCUAGUGUCGGAGCUGGUGGAAGUGUAGCAAACGCGGCCACCAAUGUUCCGUACAACUACGGUCAGGUUAAUAAUCAGUUCGAUUGGCAAAACAUGGAACUCGGUGGGCAGAUGGGGGUUGAAACCGAUCUAAUGAGUGGAGGCACUCAGCAGCAGCAGCAGCAGCAACAGCAGCAACAGCAGCAGCAACAUCUCAUAAAUAUGAAUAAUCAAGACAUGAUGGGUUAUCAGGAAAUGUGGAACGCGAAUAUGAUGAAAAUGGAGUUUCAGGAAGAAGCGAGCGGCUCAACUGCUGCGGCCAGCGGUUCGUACAAUAGCUUGGGCACCAUUCUUACCAAUUUGGAACUGAUGGGCAGCGGCAGUAGCUUUGAGCAGCAAUCGCCACAACAGCAACAAAGCUAUGAUAUGCUGGCGGGAGGAUCUCGCACUGCAACAGAUCAGGCUAGGUUACAGUCGGCCCAAUCUCCUGUGUUAACUCCACAGCAAGUACACCACCAUUCGCAACAAUUACAUCAGCAAUCGAAAGGAAAUCAUUUCCACGGCGCCAACAAACAGCAACACUCAAACGCAAUGUUGCCGCUCGUAGAACCAGGGCAGUUGGUGAAUCAGCACCAGCACCAUCAUCAACAACAGCAACAGCUCCAUCAUCAACAGCAGCAAUAUUUCCAGGAUCAUCAUCCUUCCUUCGAGCAUCCUUCGAGUAGCCAUCAUCAGCAGCAGCAGCAACAACAACAAACACCUCAUUCGCAUCAUUCCGCUAUGGGCCACGUGCCAUUAGGGCACCACCACAGCCAUCAUUCGCAGCAACAACCACAGCAUCAUCUCCAGCAGCAACAGAUGCAACACUACAACCCGCACAUGCCGCAACAUCAUCCUCACGCUCCUGGGCCACCGCAGGCACCCAGUGGCCAACAGUCGCACCUGGCGCAGCACAACCCGCAGCAGCAACAAGCACAGCAUCAGCAACAUCCAGUAGCAGGUUUGCAACAACAACAACAACCGGCAAUGAGCUACAACCCGAACCAGUCGCAGCCAGCUACGAGUGAUGCCGGCGGCAGUAACACCGCUGCCCCGAUGCCGACCGACAUAUCGAAAACCCCGAACAAUCUGCCGUUCGUCGAUAGUUUCACCGAAUCGAUCGACUACCUGCAACAGUCCUUUCAUCUGACGAUCACCGAUGAUCAGCUCACGCUGUCCACGUCCAAUCGGCACCAGCGAAUCGACGGCCUUAAUGCCGGUCUGCAUGGGCUCGCGCACAGAAACACGCGGGAUGAUGCCUGGGGCCUUGAUACCGACACGGAAACGCUGCUUCGUCUUGAUUUCGCCCUUACCAUCGAUCGCAUUACCGAGCGCAUCAACGACACGGCCAAGAAUUUCAUCACCGACCGGCACGUCGACGAUGGCACCGGAGCCUCCCGGGCGAAGAUAAGUAUAGGAGACGCUAGAAUGGCCUACGCUCCGAACGAAAGCGAUGGUUUGUGGAACGAGAUACUGGAGCACCACUGGAAGUACGUGGAAUCGGAAGAAUCAAUGCAAAAGAUAGAGCUACGACGCGACCUAGAAGAAUUGGUCGAAAAACGCCUAGGAAAGGUGCCCCCAAGUGAAAAGUUUUAUCUGGAGGAUACGAGAUAUGUUUUCGCCAGCUCCGUGGUAAAUUUAGACGACUUUUCCGCCUACAAAGCAUCGAUAGGAUUUGAGGCAAUCAGUCAGUAUGCGAACAAUUUGUUCGUCAAACCGUGGCGAAAGGAGUACAAAGUGAUAAAGAUGUAUUCUGGAUUCUACCAGCAUGAAAUUGCGGAGAAUUUGGUGAAUGCAGAGAAACUUUUCCAAGCCAUGGGGUACCAGCUGAUGCCGAAUAAAACACUUAUUUUGGAGGGCCCGAUCUGUCCGGAUCAGGUGAUGAACGUUGCUCGUGACGCCAUCACGGCAUAUGUGGAGUGUCAGAUAAUGAAGCGAAUUUACUGUGACCUGACGUCAUUACGAUUGUCCGUGGACUGGAUUGAUAUUUAUAACUUUCGAAGCUAUCAUACCGCGGACGCAAUGCAAAUGGUGAAGCAGAUGACUGUAUUCAUACAAGAAAAACACCACAAAAAACAACAGUCCAAACUGAGAGACGCGUACGGCAGUAGUAGCGCCGCUUUACCACCCGCUAGUAGCUGCAGCUCAUGCAAUCCGUAUCAGUUCCAUGUGCAACAAAGCCAUCAGCAACCACCGGCACCGCCACCGCCACCGGCCUCUUUCUGUGGUGGCGGCAGUGGUGGUGGCAGUGCAAACGGUGUGGUUGCCGGCAGUAGUCAGCUGUACAGUGUCGCUGUUGCAACACCACCACCCUGUAGUAUUCAUAGCCAACAGCAUCAACAGCAGCAGCCGCCGCCACAGCAGCAGCAAACGCCAGCAAACGCAUUCAGUGGCCCGUACCACAAUCCACACCAUCAUCCCCAUCAUAUGCCGCAUCAUCAUCUUCAUCAAAGUAGUUACGGCAGUUUCCAGCCUCCGGCUAUCGGCACGAUGCCCCACUCGAAGUCGUUGGACCACUAUCAGGACGCGAAUAGUGCGGCAGCGGCGGCGGCAGCGGCCGCCGCAAUGUACGGCAUGAACGGCGUCUACAUGCAGCGCCAUUCGAUUGACCAACCGUAUCACUACACGCCCGCAACGGGACCGUACGCUGCCGCUGCCCAUGCCGCUCCGAUGCCUUUCGAUGGACCGAUCGAUGGGAUGCUUUCGUGUGGUGGUGUUGGUGGUGGUGGAGGUGGGACUGGAGGAGGUAACGGGUCUCUAAGCUGCAGUAACAAUCACCCUUACAAUGUUGCAGGCCCACGUUAUCCUCCCGCUCUACCAUACAGCAACUACGCUCCUCUGGGACCGAUGGGAUCGACUUACAUGAAUGGAGCAGGAGUGACGAAGCUGCCCAAUGGCGGACCACUCGACGGGUGUUAUCGGCAUCCUCCGAUGAAUGGUUACGUUGGUGGAUCGGGCUACCCGCCAUACCGAGGCUCCAACAAUAGUAUGCCAUUUCCGAACCCUCACUGUCAACCGGUGUCGGAAGCAUCAAUACCGUACGGUGGAAGCAAGCACGGUUACGAUUCGGCUGUAGCUCCGAUCGGACCGGCAUACCCUCCCCAGCCUAGCUCUAUACUAAGUAACCGUAAGAAAGUGUACGACGACUACGAUGUGCCCAGUUCAUCCAUCGCAGGGCGACGAGUGACGGAACCUAAGAUGGGCGGUGGCGCUAAAAAGCUGGAAAGAUAUCACAAGAACGCGGAACUCCUAAUCGAUUACGAGAGCGACAUGUUGCCGGAAGCACUGGUCGAAAGGAAUCAGCAACAGCAGCAGCAGCAUCACCACCAUCAUUAUUUGCAUCAUCAAACGUCGCGGAACUCGCGCCAAUCGGACUUUGAUAGCUACGAGGACGAACAGCAGGAGAGUAACGUUAGUAGACGAAUUUCGAACAAAAACCAGGACGGUAUCGGAUGCUACGAAACGUGGAACUACGUUUAUCAGAACCUAGAGAAACAAGGCUACAAUAAGGAUUUGGGCGAACGUGGUGACUUUCUGGCCGGCGAAGCAGACAGCGCUGAGGACGAAAGUGGCGGUGGGAUGACGCGAGAACGACGUAGAGAAACUGGCGGUAGCCAGAUCAAUACUGGAAAUUCGUCGACCGCUACACUGCGCCGUAGUCACAAUGAGAAACUAAAAGCUAUGAAAGCAAAAGCCGCCGACAAAGUGGAUGGCAUCGUCCGAACCAGUGCGCAGCAUCACGCCAAUAGUGCUGGUUUGGUGCAGAAAAUGGCCAAGACAUCGCUCUCACAACGGACUACGGACUAUGGAGGUGGUGGGGCUGCCAUCGACGAUGCUGUACCACCGGAACAAAGUAACAGCAGUGGCCGCGUUGCUGGAUCGAAGAGACAGUCCACCGGUGGGAUUAACGGCACGGGUGGGAUGAUCGGAGUGGCGGCCGCGAACAAAGAAAACAAUAAUCAAUCUCCCACUGUGGCUGUCGGUGGAAUAUUGGUCAACCAUCAUCACCACCAUCCGGGUAAUAAUGGUGCGCCGAUCGCAGGCGGUAGUGGAAAAAAGAAAACGGCUACCUUUGAUACGGGUGCGGCUACGAUCAUUAAUCAGUCAACGGCCAGCACCGCAGCAUCUGUGGCUGCGCCGAGUGGAGAAUGGAAUUGCAAUUUCUGUACCUUCCUGAACCCGGAUGUGAAACGCAUCUGUGAUAUGUGCUCCAAGAGCCGCGAUUUUCGGCUCGACGGAGCAGCCACAACUAGCAAUGGAAGUGCGACGGUCUCAGCGGCGGCCACCUGUGUUUAAGCAGACUUUUGGACGAAGAGAACGGACUGGUUCCUUGUGAGUGUUACAAGCCUCAAUCUUUUAACGGUUAUUUGUUGUUACUCUGGUCAGUGUUUGAUUGAGAAUUGCCUUUCUUUGUUUUCCAUUUUCUAGACAAAGAAAAUCUUAAUGUUUUUAAAUGAGCUACAAUCACUAUUUUCGAUCAAAUUAAGGCCAUUUAUCAUUCACUCCGGUGUUCAGGGGAAGUCCAGAAUAAGUAUAGGAAUGCGUGGGACAUUGCUAACCACUGUGGAACUGUUUAGUGCACUGCUGGAAUGGAAUUUUUCGCCCGAAAAAAACGAGCAGAUAAAAUAAAUCUAAUAAAUCAUCCGCAGAGAAGCUUGGAAUAUAAUUUGUGUGCAACAUCCUUCCCCUAGCCAAACAGUAUACGGUGAGGUCAAACAAAAUGGAGACGCGAGUCCAUAUUCUGUUAUCAAAUGAGAAAUGGGGAAAAACGACGGAAUAGAGCCAAGAAGAAAGUAUCAGCUAACCCACGUUUAUUCCCAGAAACAUCACCAACUCUAGUAACGAGAAACCCGUUGGUUGACUAAAAAACCCAACGAUAUUUGGUGUGUUUGGACAAAACUGAAACGAAAUGGAAUGUGUAUGUUUGCAAGAGAAACAAAAACGUCACAAUGAGACGCAGUUAAGAAUUCGACAAUCGUUAAGCGUUCAUCUUUUGGAGUGGUGGAAUUUAAUACGAUGGGAAUGCUGGUAGUCAAGUCUUUUGGGAAACUGUUUUUUUCUAUUUGUUCCGUUACUGGUUCCGAGUCUGCAGGUUGUGCGACAGUGAUGAUCUAUCUACGAGAGAAAAGUGAUUGAAUGGAAGAGAAUUAAAAUUAAUAACAAACGAAAAACCCCAAUAGAAUGUAACUGUGAAAGCAGUGGAAAUAGAAAAAAUCGAAAUUCUACCCCUUUCCAGAUAGGUAAAUAGUAGAAUAUUACGUGAACACAAACUAACUUUAUAACAUACGAUUACGGCAGAAAGGGAAGACAGGCCGAGCUAUAGUUUACUAAUUUAUCCAUACUGCAAUAUAAUGAUCUACCUGAGUCCAACUGGUGUGGCCGGACGGUCAAGAAGGUAUUGGGUUGUCGACAAUGGGGGUUAGGAGUAUGGCUCCAAAACGAUGCUAGUCAUAUAAGGAACAGGGACAGUCGCACACCACAGGUGAAAGCCCCACGAAACUGGAAACUGCAUGAAGUAUUUAAAAAGACCGAAGGUGUGAGCCAUUGUAAACCGGGGCGAAAAGAAAACGGAGAGAGGAUCGCAGGGACACAUAACCGCGAUCGUGUUUCAAAUCGAUCGUUAUACAUUAUUCUAAUUAAUUAUGUAUCCCUCUAUUUUUUAGCUUUACGUAAAUGUUGAACAAUUGUAAUUGGAAUGAUAUUUACCAUAUAGUGUAGCAAUGGAAGCUGGAAGCACAUGGAAAACAGCACACCCUACCGAACACGGAGACAGGGAUUUAUCGAUUCGUAUCAGUUGAUCGACAAAGACAGAAAGUGCUAUGAAGCAAGUGCAAUGGAUUGGUCACACACGAGUUGCAUCGUCUUCUUAUACUACAUUUUGUAGUCAAUUUCUAAACGAACCGAUGGCAGCAAAAAGCAAACCAAAUUUCAAACACUAAAGCAACGCUAAACCCGAGGACAAACAGGAACCUACGAAGUGCUAGUUUUCUAGUGAAAAGACAGUAAAAGGUAGAAAGAUUGAAGCGGAGAGCAAUCUGGAGAGCUGGAUACAGAGUGAGCAUUGAAAAGAAUGAUAAACGAUAAACUUGUUUCGCAUAUUAUAGAUUUUAAUAAAAAAAAAGGAUCCAUUUCUUUGUUUGCUGUUGAU
Anopheles bellator is the source of this 10174-nucleotide messenger RNA. RefSeq lists its product as uncharacterized. Bases 1 to 8322 code for a protein of 2773 amino acids. Gene Ontology annotation, cellular component: cytoplasm. The transcript is spliced from 22 exons. The record is from RefSeq and is a predicted model, not a curated record. NCBI's taxonomy places the organism in Eukaryota, Metazoa, Arthropoda, Insecta, Diptera, Culicidae.